Xenopus tropicalis (tropical clawed frog) is the source of this 2239-nucleotide messenger RNA. RefSeq names its product solute carrier family 35 (UDP-GlcNAc/UDP-glucose transporter), member D2 (gene slc35d2). Bases 377 to 1444 code for a protein of 355 amino acids. Lineage: Eukaryota; Metazoa; Chordata; Amphibia; Anura; Pipidae. Gene Ontology annotation, biological process: UDP-N-acetylgalactosamine transmembrane transport; UDP-N-acetylglucosamine transmembrane transport; UDP-glucuronate transmembrane transport. The record is from RefSeq and is a predicted model, not a curated record. The transcript is spliced from 12 exons. Gene Ontology annotation, cellular component: membrane.
UCUCUCACAAUGCGAGAGUAAAGGCAAAGUGAAACUUCCCGUGCUGUACAUUCGCAUUCUCCCAUAGUUCCUGUUGGUUGGUGACAGAGCCUUCAUUCAAAUGGCUACUUGUGUUUCUAACAUCAGGGGCAAGUAAAGCGUCUGACAGUAUGUUGCGGGAGGAGCGCAGGACAAACAACUCUGCGAUAGAAUUGGGCAAACCAUAGGCCAGCCCUGCCCCAGGGCAGUAGUACCGGUUAGGCCUGUCCUGCUGCUCAGACACCGCUCAAGCACACACACCUGUCCCGCUGGGAGGAGCUGGCGGCGCGAAUAGACUGCUGGCAAGGCUUGGGCAUUGGGACGUGGAAGUGCGGGGAUACAGACAUAGGGACUGAGCAUGGCUUCCAACACCGAGCCGCCCCACACCCGCAAUGUGCUCAUUUUGUCUGCGCUCUUCUAUGCAGCUAGCUCCUUACUUAUUAUCCUGGUGAACAAGACGGUGCUUACCAUUUACAGAUUUCCAUCAUCAACAUUUCUUGGAGUUGGACAGAUGGCAAUCACAAUACUAAUUUUAUAUGUUGGGAAGUUGUAUCAGAUCAUCAGUUUUCCAGAUUUUGACAGACAGGUUCCAAAGAAAUUAUUCCCUUUGCCAUUGCUAUAUAUUGGAAAUCAUUUAACUGGAUUAUCCAGCACACAGAAACUAAGCUUACCAAUGUUCACAGUUCUUCGGAAGUUUUCAAUUCCAUUAACACUCAUCCUUGAAAUGAUUAUCCUUAGGAAACGAUUCCCCUUCUCUGUUGUAAGCAGUGUAACUACUAUUAUAAUGGGGGCCCUUAUAGCUGCCAGUUUUGAUCUUUCUUUUAAUUUGGAAGGAUACAUCCUAGUGUUGUUGAAUGACUUAUUCACAGCUUCAUAUGGGGUUUAUACCAAAGAGAAAAUUGAUCCAAAGGAAUUGGGCAAAUAUGGAGUUCUUUUCUACAAUGCAAGUUUUAUGAUACUUCCUACUUUGAUAUAUACUAUUUUGUCAGGAGACUUUGAGCUGGCAAUCCAUUUUAGUGAAUGGACAAAUAUUGCUUUUAUUGUACAGUUCAUUUUUGCUUGUAUGAUGGGAUUUAUCCUGCUAUACUCAAUAGUACUAUGCAGUUACUAUCACUCCGCUCUUACAACCACAGUCAUUGGCUCCCUCAAGAACGUAUCAAUUGCCUAUGUUGGUAUAUUUGUUGGCGGAGACUAUAGUUUUUCCUGGUUUAAUUUUGUAGGUUUGAAUAUUUGUAUGGCAGGAGGAGUGGCCUAUUCUCUCUCUACUAUAUUUGGAGAUACGAAGACAAUGGACAAUGGAAAGCCUAAACUUCAGGCAGAAAAACAUACAAUUCACCCAUGGAAUGAACAGCAGAAUAAUAUUGCUCAUGCUACAGAUUCAAGAUUAAGUAGCAUCACAAAUGGAAAAGAAAAGAUCUUAGCUUAAGUAAUAUUUAUUUAUAAGAAAGUAGCAUUGUUUUUAAAAUUAUUUUUUAUAUAUGAUCUUUCAUAGUUUAGUAAGCGUUAAGUUUGGAAGAUGUUUUUGUUUCACAGAUAUGAAACCAAAUAAAAGGUGCUAAUCACUGUAUUACUUUGUACCUGUACCUUAAAUAUGGAGAACGCAUAUUCCUUAACAGAGGGGGGUUUAUUAUUUAUUUAUGUUUAUGUUAGCAACAGUUUCAUUAACAAAGUGAAUUUUGCAGCGUUGAUGUAAAUAUGUAAUUCAGACCGUUAAAAUAAUAAAUAAUCCUUUGUGGUGAUAUUAAAUGCAAAGUUAGGUUUUUGUUCAGUUUCUGAUUAAUGUAUAUUAAGAUGAAUCAUAUUGAUUCCUGUAAUUUUCAUUGUUAUUUUGAAUGUUUUUGACUUGAAAAUGCAAAAAGAAGACUGCAGAUUUUUUCACAAUGAGAGAACCACCAACAUGUGAGCAUGUACUUCCGUUGUGUAGUUUUGUAACCCCUACCUCAUCAGAGAUGUGUACAUGAGUGUUAACCACAGAAAGAACCACAUCAGGCCACCUUGUAUGGAUGUUUCACUGAUUUUCUUUCAUGUUAAUUGUAUAUAUAUACUGCUAUUUUAUUGAAUGCUCUAUUAAUAUAUUGUAAUCAUUUAAAUUUUAUAUAUAUUUAUCAUUUUAGUCGCUCGUGUAGCUAAUCUGGAAUCUAUAAAGUAUUUAUUAUGUAUACCUUUUGUCUAAGAAUUUUAAGAUCUUAAUUCAGAUUAAAAAAAACUUGCAGACAUACAA